CGACUGUUUACGUAAAGAAAAUAACAAUACAAGUAUCGUGAAAUUUCUUGAAAGGAAAAUAAAAACCUAUACAAAACUCGGAACCCCUGCAAGGACACGAGUGACUGCGAGCCAAGGUCGGGGUGUGUGGGGCGGCGAGGAGUUGAGGGGGGCCGUCACGUGUCCGCCGGCGUGCACGUUGACGACGGCCGUGCGUCGUGAACACGUGCAGCGAGCAGCCAGGCUCAAACCCGCUUCGAUCUUCACGGGAGCGGUCGUAUACGCCACCACGAUUGAUCGUUUAUCCGUCGGGUUCGGCGAUCGUGCGGUAUGGCCGCGGCUCGAUCGCCAUGGUUACAUCGACAUGGGGAUAGACUCUGCCACCGCCCAGCCUGACUGCUGCUUCUUACAGCCCGCUCCAGUAGCCCAGCGCCGCCUCUUCCCCUGUCAUUCAGGCAAGUCGGUGAACAAUAAAGAUCCCCUGGAAGACAAGAAAGAUGACAGCGAGUUGUGGGAGGCGCAGGCCGCCUUCCUGGGACCCAACCUCUGGGACAAGACGCUACCCUACGACCCAGAUCUCAAGGUACAAGAAUACGUGGACUUAGACGAGUUCCUGUCCGAGAAUGGCAUGCCCGGAGAGGGUUUGGGCGGGGCGCAUCUUGGCAGCUCGGCGUUCGGCGCUGGCGCGGGCCUGGGGCUCGGCCUGCAGGCGCCCGUCACCAAGCGCGAGCGCUCGCCCUCGCCCUCCGACUGCAUGAGCCCUGACACCAUCAACCCGCCACUAUCGCCAGCCGACUCCACAUUCUCUAUGGCGUCGUCCGGUCGUGACUUCGAUCCCCGCACAAGGGCAUUCUCAGACGAGGAGCUGAAGCCCCAGCCCAUGAUCAAAAAGUCCCGGAAACAGGGUGGUAUGAGUGUGUGGCGCGGCGUGUUAACCCCAUAUCGCCGUCACCGGCAGUUUGUACCCGAUGACCUGAAAGACGACAAGUACUGGGCCCGUCGGCGGAAGAACAACAUGGCCGCCAAGAGAUCUCGUGACGCUCGCCGCAUGAAGGAAAACCAAAUCGCUCUGCGGGCUGGCUACCUCGAAAAGGAGAACAUGGGUCUACGGCAGGAAGUGGAAUUGCUGAAGAAGGAGAACCACAUCCUGCGCGAGAAGCUUUCAAAGUACGCGGACGUAUAAACGGGAUACCUAGCACAAACACGCCACAAGAAUAUUGCGGUCACCGUAGCGCGUCGCGUCGUCUGGGGCACAGCGCCCGUAUAUUUUUAACGCUUUUCAAAUAAUCGGUUUACAUGUACUCUACUGACUAAUCUGAAUGUUAUUAUGCAAUGUUGUUAGCUGUGAGUCCAGCGGCCCCACCCGGCUACCCUGCUCCUACCCCUACGUGUAAAAAAAACGACUCGAUUCGCUAAUAUGUUCCCCAAGUGCUUAUGUAAUCACAUGUAGUAAAUAGAUGUAAAGUUGUACCCUGCAAGCUGUCCUGCGCGCGAGCCUCUGAGGAACGUUAUGGCGAAUCGACUGGUUUAAAACUGAGAUUUAUUUGUUUGUUUUUUUUUUUUAAGUUAUUAUUCUUCGUUACGUCAUAGAAGUAAUCAAUACGCAGUUACCGUAAGUUAAUCACCUUAGUCUAAUAUUGUGAAUCCUUACCAAAGGUUUGCUCGAACACUGAUCUAACGUCGUAUUCGAUGAAUUCACUCCGACACCGUUCGACACUCUACAGGGUCAGUCAACGACGUACGGACCAAAAUUUAUGGAGAAUCGUUGUUUUUAGAGAAUGCCUGUUGUGUCCCCGUCCCGAGCGUGAGCGUGAGGUUGAGUGGAGGAGCGUGGUUAAAGUUGUUGAAUAUUUAUAUGUUGCCGAGAUGAUCGGCUCACCGGCUAGUUUGCUCAAGUGGCUCGCGUGCGCAAGUGUAGUGGCUACGAUGUAUAUAGAUAGAUGUAAUGCGGCGGCGGUCGGCGGCGGGGAGGCCACCACCCCCCCACCAUCCGCACCACACCACCACUUCCUCCCCUUCCCUUUCCCCUCCCCUUCCCCCCGCCGACCCCCUCCGAUCCCUCACCGACCCCCGCCGAUCCCCGCCGCGCUCCGGCUCGCUUCGUAGACGUCUCCCUCUGUCGUUUCCGUAGUGAGCGAACACUAGUUUCGUUUUAAAUUUACUUAGUGUUAUAGAAUAAGUAGUAAGUAGUUUCCGUAGUAUAGUUGUUAUUAGUCUAUUUUUGUUAUGGCUGUAGUUGUUAACGUUUUUAAAAGUUUAUAUUAUUAUUAUUAUUUUAUUAUUUUUUUUUAGUUUUUAUGUAUAUCUCGCGUUAGCGCGUCUUAAGGGUAGGCCUCCGCCCCGCGGCGCCCUACCCGCUGACUGCAUCACCUACUCUCCUCGUUUCCCCUUCGCCCUGUUCGACUCGCGCUAAUGUUAUAAUAUAUUUUUGUAGGUUUUUGUCGUUGAUAAAUGAGUCAAUUGAAUGUUUAUUGAAUUCAAAUAAAAUUAAUGUUUAAAACUAAGACUAAGAAGUUGUUGCAUUUGAAAGUAUUUUAUGAAUACAAAACGAGAACAAUAAAUUGUUUUUUCUAUAAAGAUUUACAUGUGAGGGAAAUUUUAUUAUGACGAAGAGGUUGAAGAAGAAAAAAAAAACGUUAACUUUUAAAUGCACUGUUUCAUAUCAAAUGAUAUAAUAUUAUGUAUUGAAGGAAAUAUUAUUGUAUCCGAUGUGAGGGCGUCCUCUGUCCCAACUUGUUGGUCAAAUGUUUAUCAGUAAAUCAUCUUGUGAAUGUUAUCUCGACUUCUAGGGCUGUCCGUGUGUUUGUACACUGUUGUUGAAGCACCGCCUCAUUUAUGUAUAUUAAAAUUUCACCGUGAUAUCGCCUUAUCUGUUUAUAUUUUUAUUGCAACAACAUAAAACCAUAUUGAUGUACGUAGUAAUUAAUAUAAUUUAUGGUUCUAUGAAUUGAAAUAAACGUUAAUUGUUGUAUUUAUGUUUAUUUAUUCCGUACCGGCGGCCGGAGCCUAGUUGAAACAUACGCUGAGACUACGUCUCGUUCGCUGUUAAAUGUAAUAAAACGUUGUAAAAAGUA
This is a messenger RNA of Danaus plexippus (monarch butterfly), 3053 nucleotides long. It is a transcript of the gene Pdp1, whose product is annotated as hepatic leukemia factor. Gene Ontology annotation, cellular component: nucleus. The record is from RefSeq and is a predicted model, not a curated record. Gene Ontology annotation, biological process: regulation of transcription by RNA polymerase II. The coding region runs from base 344 to 1162 and encodes 272 amino acids. The transcript is spliced from 7 exons. Gene Ontology annotation, molecular function: RNA polymerase II cis-regulatory region sequence-specific DNA binding; DNA-binding transcription factor activity, RNA polymerase II-specific. Lineage: Eukaryota; Metazoa; Arthropoda; Insecta; Lepidoptera; Nymphalidae.